Messenger RNA from Penicillium angulare, 1428 nucleotides. Its product is annotated as putative hexokinase Kxk. The record is from RefSeq and is a predicted model, not a curated record. Gene Ontology annotation, molecular function: glucokinase activity; ATP binding; D-glucose binding. Bases 1 to 1428 code for a protein of 475 amino acids. The transcript has 4 exons. Gene Ontology annotation, biological process: glucose 6-phosphate metabolic process; intracellular glucose homeostasis; glycolytic process. Lineage: Eukaryota; Fungi; Ascomycota; Eurotiomycetes; Eurotiales; Aspergillaceae. Gene Ontology annotation, cellular component: mitochondrion; cytosol.
AUGCAUGAUGUGCCGCAGAAUCUUCUACAGCAGAUUAAGGACUUUGAGGAGAGGUUCACCGUGGAUCAGGCCACGCUAAAGAAGAUUGUGGCUCAUUUCGUCAAGGAGCUUGAGAAGGGUCUGACUGUAGAGGGUGGCAACAUCCCGAUGAACGUUACUUGGGUUCUGGGAUUCCCCGAUGGCAACGAACAAGGCACAUUCCUGGCCCUUGACAUGGGAGGCACCAACCUGCGUGUUUGUGAGAUUACCCUAACAGAUGCCAAGGGCGCCUUCGAUAUCACCCAAUCCAAAUACAAGAUGCCCGAGGAGCUGAGGACGGGUACCGCGGAGGAGCUGUGGGAAUACAUUGCCGACUGUUUGCAGCAAUUUAUCGAGUUCCACCACGAGGAUGAGAACUUGACAAAGCUUCCUCUGGGUUUCACCUUCUCUUACCCCGCUACCCAGGACUACAUUGAUCACGGUGUCUUGCAACGCUGGACGAAGGGAUUCGACAUCGACGGUGUUGAAGGCGAGGAUGUGGUUCCUCCCUUGGAGACUAUCCUGAAGAAGCGCGGUCUGCCCAUUAAAGUUGCUGCUCUGAUCAACGACACCACAGGUACUCUUAUCGCCUCUUCCUACACCGACUCAGAGAUGAAAAUUGGCUGUAUUUUCGGCACUGGAGUCAACGCCGCAUAUAUGGAGGAUGUUGGUUCCGUGCCUAAGCUCGCGCAUAUGGGGCUCCCCGCCGAUAUGCCUGUUGCUAUUAACUGUGAAUAUGGUGCCUUUGAUAACGAGCGUGUCGUACUCCCCUUGACCAAAUACGACGAGAUUAUUGACCGUGAUUCCCCCCGACCCGGUCAACAAGCAUUCGAGAAAAUGACUGCCGGUCUUUACCUGGGCGAGAUCUUCCGCUUGGCCCUCGUGGAUAUUCUCGACUCACACCCUGGCUUGAUCUUCAAGGAACAGGAUACCUCUAAGCUGCGCAAGCCUUACCUGUUGGACGCGUCAUUCCUCGCCAAUAUUGAGGAGGACCCCUAUGAGAACUUGACUGAAAGCUUGGAUCUCUUCGAGCGUGAACUGAACAUCCGUCCUACUCAACCCGAGCUGGAAAUGGUUCGCCGUCUAGCAGAGUUGAUUGGUACCCGUGCCGCUCGCUUAUCUGCUUGCGGUGUUGCUGCCAUCUGUACAAAGAAGAACAUCGAGUCCUGCCACGUCGGUGCUGAUGGCUCUGUUUUCACCAAGUACCCCCACUUCAAGGCUCGUGGUGCUCAGGCUCUCCGUGAGAUCCUGGAUUGGGCCCCUGAAGAGAAGGACAAGGUUACUAUCAUGGCUGCCGAGGAUGGAUCCGGCGUGGGUGCUGCGCUGAUUGCCGCUCUGACCCUGAAGCGCGUCAAGGCGGGUAAUCUGGCUGGUAUUCGCAACAUGGACGACAUGAAGACCCUGCUUUAA